AUGGUCCUCUCGAAGCCUGAAGAUGCACCCGUGCAAAAGCUCUUUGAUCUAACGGGAAAAGUAGUUGCCAUCACCGGCGGUGCUCGCGGAAUUGGACUAGCGGUGGCUGCCGCAUAUGCCGAGGCCGGUGCCAAAAUCGCAAUUCUCUAUCGCACCACUGCAACCGCACCAAAGGUUGCAGAAGAACUUUCUUCUAGGUACCAAACUGAAUCUCGCGCUUACAAGGCCGAUGUCACCGAUUCAAAAGAAAUCUCCGAAGCGAUUAAUCAGAUCGCUCAGGACUUUGGCAGAUUGGAUGUGAUUCUGGCCAACGCCGGCAUUUGCUCCGAGCAUGCCGCCGAAGAGUACACCCCGGAGGAAUUCCAGGAGAUCAUGAACGUCAACGUCAACGGAGCAUUCUACACUGCGCAGGCUGCGGCGAGAAUUUUCAAGAAGCAAGGAUUCGGGAACGUUGUUUUCACGGCAUCCGUCAGUGCAACACUUGUGAAUACACCUCAACGUCAGGCCGCGUACAAUGCUUCCAAGGCUGCCGUCUUGCAACUUACCAAAUCGCUUGCAGUGGAGUGGGUAGAUUUCUGUCGGGUCAACUGUAUUUCACCCGGCUACACACAGACUCAGAUUAUGGAAUAUGCUUCCCAGGAGAUGCUCACCAAAUGGCUUGCUCAAAUUCCCGCCCGCCGAUUUGCUUCACCCUACGAACUGAAAGGAGCCUACCUUUUCUGUGCUACUGAUGCUUCUAGCUAUAUGACAGGGUCUAAUCUGGUGAUUGAUGGAGGGUUCACUCUGCCAUGA
Molecule: messenger RNA, 792 nt
Organism: Penicillium brevicompactum
Lineage: Eukaryota; Fungi; Ascomycota; Eurotiomycetes; Eurotiales; Aspergillaceae
Exons: 5
Coding region: 1-792 (263 amino acids)
Cellular component (GO): intracellular anatomical structure
Molecular function (GO): oxidoreductase activity, acting on NAD(P)H, oxygen as acceptor
Source: RefSeq, a predicted model, not a curated record